AUGCAAGCUAUUGCCGAUAAAUACUCGCAGCAGAGCGCGCUGGCAACCGAACUACAAUACGAUAAUGAGGAAGGUUUAAACAAUGAUUUUGUUAAUGGUAACGCGCUUUUCCAGCGACUAGCGCCUCAAAUCGCAAUGCCCCCUAUAUCGUCGCCCCAGGCAUUUCUCAGAGCGCAUACAGAUGAUUCCCAGAACCCAGACUGCAAAAUUAAGAUCGCUCACGGUACCACUACUUUAGCUUUUAGAUUCCAGGGUGGUAUCAUAGUUGCUGUCGAUUCGCGUGCAACCGCUGGUUCAUGGAUAGCGUCUCAAACGGUAAAAAAAGUGAUCGAGAUCAACCCCUUUCUGCUAGGAACAAUGGCAGGUGGUGCAGCCGAUUGUCAGUUUUGGGAGACUUGGCUUGGAACACAAUGCAGACUUCACGAACUAAAGGAAAAAGAACGAGUUUCUGUAGCAGCCGCCUCAAAGAUUUUAAGCAAUCUGGUGUACGAAUACAAGGGGGCUGGCCUUUCUAUGGGAACAAUGAUUUGCGGCUAUACCAAGAAGGAGGGUCCCACAAUUUAUUACGUGGAUUCUGACGGUACCAGACUCAAGGGCGAUCUGUUUUGUGUAGGAUCUGGUCAAACUUUCGCAUACGGUGUUCUAGACUCAAACUACAAAUGGGAUCUAUCGGUAGAAGAUGCCCUAUAUCUAGGGAAACGGUCGAUAUUGGCCGCAGCGCAUAGAGACGCCUACUCAGGUGGUUCCGUUAACCUCUUUCACGUAACAGAACAAGGCUGGGUCUAUCACGGCAACCAUAAUAUCGAUACGCUAUUUUGGGAGAUCAAAGAAAAAGAAGGGUCUUUCAAUAAUGUCAUUGGUUGA
Molecule: messenger RNA, 864 nt
Organism: Lachancea nothofagi CBS 11611
Lineage: Eukaryota; Fungi; Ascomycota; Saccharomycetes; Saccharomycetales; Saccharomycetaceae
Source: the annotation of a GenBank genome assembly